AUGUCGUUCUUUGGGAAGCAGUUUAAGAAAGUUAAGGCUGAAAAUGCAGCGGAGGAUUCGGAGGUCAUCAGAAAGCUAAAUCUAUCUGAACAAACCGCGGCCCUCCUCACCAAUCCUGACACCAUUUCCACCUACUCCAAAAACGCCGACGGUACCCUCCAGUACGUGGUCAAAAGUGGCUCCGGCGCCAUCAUUCUUGACCAGAAGAUCAUCCUUGCAGAACAUAGAGAUUUCAAAAGCCCUGAUGGCAAGAUGGACACUAAUGUGAAGUUUGUGUUAGACGGAGAUGUACUAAAAUCGCAUUACCAUUUGCCAAAUGGCAGUGUUGUGCAUAUGAACAGACAUUUUGACGCCAACGGCAUGAGAAUGGAAAUAUACGUAAAAGGUGUCGACGAAAAAGCUACAAUUUAUUACGAGGUUGUUUAA
Molecule: messenger RNA, 426 nt
Organism: Cydia amplana
Lineage: Eukaryota; Metazoa; Arthropoda; Insecta; Lepidoptera; Tortricidae
Exons: 3
Coding region: 1-426 (141 amino acids)
Source: RefSeq, a predicted model, not a curated record